UGCGUAUUUAGUCGGUCAGAUUUUCGAACUGAAAGUCACGUGGAGAUGUACUUUGUAAGUUGAGCAGCGGCCAUUGCAGUUUUACCCGGGUCCCAGCUUUUUUAACGCUUUUCAACUAGCACUUUUUAUUUUAUUUUUUAACAUUUAGCAAUUAAAAAAAAAGUCAAAAGCCGUUGUUAACGUAUCGCUAGUAAGUAAUGCAUGCACAAAUUGUCUCUCAAAUUCAUUAGAGGUUGAUGUUGUUUUUAACCAAUAAAUUUAAAAAUGGCAGAAAAAUGAAGAAAUCGAACAUAAACGAAGGAGAGUAUUGGAUUCAAAUAGUCAGGAAUUACAGAUUAGAAAUGAAAGACGGUGAAAUGCAAAAUAACAACGAAAUGAAGGGAACAUCCGAUCAGUCAGGAAGCAGGAAACAAAGCGAAAACAAAGUCAGAAGAGAAUUUCCCGAAUACGACUCCAUCAUGCUCGAUUGGGAAAGAAGCGAACUGGGCACGAUAACGGCGAGGAAAAUUGAAUUUAAACAAGAAGAUAAAAUCCGUGCGAGAGAAACGUACAAGAGGUUGAUGGUUGUGCUAGAAGACGAGUUAUUUAUACCAGGACCUACCAUGCCCAAUAUUGCCAUACCUUCUGCUGAAAUGGAAAAACUCGACAUCGAAGAAUGCACGAACGCUGAAACAAGUACAGCCAAACCUAGUAAAAUGACAAAGACGCCUAAAAGGCAUGGCGUCAAGACAAAAAAGAAUACAAGAAAUGAACGAGGUGAACACCGUUGUACGAGCCCUGUAAUGCCUUCGGUCUCUCCUGCGACAGGCAUUGCGAGGCCUUCCUUGGGCACUGAUCACCCUUUAUCGUUUCCUGUGAUAGUCAGUCAAGAACGUAGUGCAUCGACUUCUAAGGGAAGCCACAAGCACGAUUCAGGACAUGUUGCUAGGACUUUCUCUUUCAAUGAAAGUCUUGUCGAAGUCGCAGAUGCAAUGGCACAAUUGAUGGAGAAUUCAAAUCCAGUUGAGGCCAUUUACAAACUUUUAAUGGUACAACGUGAUGUUAUUCACCAGGCUCAUUCCUCAAAUGAUCCGGAGGCAGAUCAAAUUAAGCUGACACCUGAAGAACUUAUAAAUACUCUUUAUAGACUUGUCCAAGAUCUAGAUAAGUUUCUAGGAACAAUUGGAAAUAUUAAUAAUGCUCGUCAAAAAGUGAAUUAUUGGAUUUUAUUAGGCAGAAUUUACAUGUACAUGCCUAAUUUGCACUCUAAAAUGAUCGAUGGCAUUGAAAGAGCAGCAAAAUUAGACCCAACAAGGCACGAACCGUGGAAUAUGUUGGGCGAUUUUUACUAUUACAAAAGAAACAAUCUUACGAUGGCAAGGAGCUGUUUCGAAAAUGGAGCAGCAGCGUUUUUCAAUCCAGUUUCCCUCAGGAUGUUAGCAUUAGUAGAACUGAAAUGUGUCGAAUCUAUGGCCGGCUUGACGCCGACAGAUAGGAGGCGGGCAUUGACCAGAUCGAUCAUAUAUGCUCAACAUGCUGUACUGUCUAAAUUCGAUGAUGGCAAAUCUUGGAUGAUACUAGGAAAUACUUAUCUCACAUCACACUUUUCUGGUAAUCCGAGUCCAAACUAUCCAAAAUAUGCCCUUGCCUGUUAUCUAAGGACUGAAAGAUCGCUGAUCCCAUUCGUUACACCAGAACUGUAUUUUAAUAAAUAUAUUGCGCUCACUUAUUUGGAACAUUUUUAUGACGGUAUCUGUGCCCUCAAUGAGGCAAAACAAUUGAACCCGGGUUGGAUGGUUCCAAAAUUAAGGAGAAAGCAUCUUAAGAAGUAUUUACAAGUUUUGACUGAUUACAGUUUAUAUUAUGGGUAUUUGUCAACUAAAAAAAUUUCUCAAAUGAAGAAGGUUAUACGAGAUAAGGGUUUGACCUUAUUAUCCAGUUUUACAGGUACCCCUAGUACACUGGAAGAUCUAAAAAGCAAUGAUAACCCAGGACGUAUAAUUUAUGGAAAAGUUAUUUGGACGUUAUCAUCCGACUAUAUAUUUCCUUACACAUUUGGAAUGAUUGAUGUCAAAGGGACAUCUUUCGUCGUUACAGUAUUUUAUAUGCAGAGAAAGAAAAAAUUUGUCAUAGGCGACAAUAUAGGCAUUAAAGAUCCCAUUCUUACUCAUUACAACUUUGUGUUUGGACAAGCACAUCAUGAAGUGAAAUUUUCUAAAAUACGAGUCAAUUGUCCAACGGAGCUUAUUUUAAAUGGACUACCUGUUCCUAAAGCCUACGUAGAUCCUAGAGAGCUUUAAGAUGUUCAGGUAUGCUUGGGAAUUCAUCCGAAAAUUGGUUUUGUCGAUGACUCUAAUUUUUUUCAAUGUAUCAAAUCAUUUUUAAAAUAAAUGUACGACUCUAAAGUUGAACAUUUUCUAAAAACUU
Molecule: messenger RNA, 2406 nt
Organism: Cimex lectularius (bed bug)
Lineage: Eukaryota; Metazoa; Arthropoda; Insecta; Hemiptera; Cimicidae
Product: tetratricopeptide repeat protein 5-like
Exons: 9
Coding region: 237-2279 (680 amino acids)
Molecular function (GO): protein binding
Source: RefSeq, a predicted model, not a curated record